AGAAGGUCGGUCGACGUGGUCGGGUCGGAUCGACUCCGUCAACUGCGAUUCACCCGCCCGAACUUGCCACCUGAAUUCGGUCCGAAGUCCAAUGUGUGAUGCGUAGAGAAGACUCGACUCCGCCUUAUUACCAGCAGCCACUUCUCUCUCUCUCUCUCUCUCGCUCGCGGACACACUACAGCUCUCCCUCUCUCUUUGGUUAUUGGUUAAUCACAGUGAUGCCACAGUACCACCACUCCAGUCCCUAUUUCGACGACGAUGACGACGAAGAGCUCAUCAAGAAGAGGAGGAAGCCGCCGCCCAGGCCCUCCCCCUUCCUAACCCCGUCCUCGCCGCACCCACCCCGCCGCGCCCUCCUCAUACUGGUCAUCCUCUCCGCCGUCUGUCUCAUCGUCGGCAUCGCUGGGAUCGCGUUCGCCGCCGCCGCCAUCCGCCGACCCCCGCGCAUCGUCACCGUCUUCCGCUGCGGCCGCGCCGAGGACACCCUCCGCACCUUCCGAUCCAAGUCCCUCGCCGCCACCGGCCGGCCCGAGGAGGGCGUGGCGGCGAGGCCCAAGGUGAUUGGGGUCGUCGGGGUCCUCACAGGGUUCUCUUCCUCCGAUCGUCGGGCUGCGCUUCGGGAUACCUGGUUCCCUCGUGAUCCUGACGCCUUGUCUCGUUUGGAUCAUGCUACUGGACUGGUUUUUAGAUUUGUGAUUGGGCAGACAAAGGAUCCAAAGAAAAAGGCAGUGCUGCAGAAAGAAGUAGAGACGCACAAUGACUUCAUGUUUGUAGAUGCUGAUGAAGAUAACUAUAAGUUGCCCUAUAAGACGGUAGCAUUUUUCAAAGCAGCUUUCAACCUUUUUGAUGCAGACUUUUAUGUGAAAGCUGAUGAUGAUAUUUAUUUGCGGCCAGAUCGACUUGCCACUCUUCUUGCUAAGGAUCGAGCACAUCGUCUUACUUACAUUGGUUGCAUGAAGAAAGGCCCAGUUAUCACUGACCGAAAUAUGAAAUGGUUUGAAAGUUCAGGCCAUUUGAUUGGGAAUGAGUACUUUCUACAUGCACAUGGUCCGAUAUAUGCUCUUUCUGCUGAUAUUGUAGCUGCUUUGGCAAGUGCAAGAAAUGAUAGUUUGAGAAUGUUUAACAAUGAGGAUGUCACCAUCGGUUCAUGGAUGCUUGCCAUGAAUGUGAACCAUGAAGAUACCAAAGCUUUGUGUGAACCUAUAUGCACAUCAACAUCUAUUGCUGUCUGGAGCAACCCGAGAUGCUUAGAUCCAUGUGACCUUAAAGAGAAACUGAUGGAGCUUCAAAACGUCAGUAUGUGCUCAAACAGCUCGACAUUGCCUCCUGAAGAUGACGAAGAUGACUAGUGCUAGUUUGUUGUCCCAAAGAAUUUUUGCAUGACAUAUUCAAGAAGGGCUCACUCACUGGCGACCAAUCUGUAUGAUAGAAGCACGCAUCAUUUCUUGUUAUCUCCCUACAUAUAGUUGAGAGGAUCGCGAUUGCUUUCAUACUGUUUGCUAAUUUGUGACUAUCCAUACGGACAUGUACAACUUUGAUGUGUACAUCACGUUCUUACCAAAUUCUUUUUUUGGUUACAUUAA
This is a messenger RNA of Musa acuminata subsp. malaccensis (wild Malaysian banana), 1583 nucleotides long. Its product is annotated as probable beta-1,3-galactosyltransferase 12. NCBI's taxonomy places the organism in Eukaryota, Viridiplantae, Streptophyta, Magnoliopsida, Zingiberales, Musaceae. Gene Ontology annotation, molecular function: galactosyltransferase activity. Gene Ontology annotation, cellular component: Golgi membrane. The record is from RefSeq and is a predicted model, not a curated record.